GCCGCCCCUGUGGCUGCCUGGAAGCGCCCUCCCCACUCCGCAGGUUAUGGGGCCCACUCGUCCCAGCGUGGCCACUGGGAUCCCCAGUAGCAAAGCGAAAUACUUGAAGAUCUCCAGCACUGACGACAGACACGUUAAGCUUCAGAAGAAAACUUUAACUUUUAAGAAAAACCCUCCUAAGGUUCCUUACAAGGCCAUCGCCUGCGCCACCGUGCAGUUUUUGAUCGGCUCCUUUCUCAUCAUCACGGGCUGCCUUCUGCUGGCAGGCUACGUCAGCGAAGUGGGGGUCCUCCGGGCGGUUCCUGUCCUGGUCAUUGGCAUCCUGGUGUUCCUGCCUGGCUUUUACCACCUAUUCAUCGCCUAUGGAGCAUACAGAGGCUGCCAGGGCUACUCCUACGAUGACCUUCCGGACUGUGAUAAUUAG
Messenger RNA from Lemur catta (Ring-tailed lemur), 424 nucleotides. Its product is annotated as transmembrane protein 230-like. The record is from RefSeq and is a predicted model, not a curated record. The transcript has 2 exons. Gene Ontology annotation, biological process: synaptic vesicle transport. Gene Ontology annotation, cellular component: synaptic vesicle; endomembrane system. NCBI's taxonomy places the organism in Eukaryota, Metazoa, Chordata, Mammalia, Primates, Lemuridae. The coding region runs from base 47 to 424 and encodes 125 amino acids.